Molecule: messenger RNA, 1305 nt
Organism: Aspergillus niger
Lineage: Eukaryota; Fungi; Ascomycota; Eurotiomycetes; Eurotiales; Aspergillaceae
Exons: 5
Coding region: 1-1305 (434 amino acids)
Biological process (GO): isoprenoid biosynthetic process
Molecular function (GO): prenyltransferase activity
Source: RefSeq, a predicted model, not a curated record
AUGGCUGUCCUGAUGGCCAACUAUGACUACACGGAGGAAGAAGCAAACAGCAUUCUGAGAAGAGAAAUUCUGUCGCUCGAGCGACAAUUUCUUACAAAUUACGAUGAUUGGAAAGCUUCUCCGGCCUUUAAGUCAGCUGACCUGCGUGCAUACAUGGCCCUCUGGGUCACCAGUGUUGGAGGGACAUGUUAUGCCCAGGCUAUGUCACCGAGAUACCAUGGACUCAAGCUGAAGACGACUGCAGAAGACCGAGCGCAGCUUGUAUGUCGCAACAAGAGAAACUACAGACUCCAUGGCUAUCCUCCACCAGCUUCAUUUAAGCAAUCUUCAGAGACUCUCAGAAAAGACGGUACGAAUUCUUCAGCCGGAGGUCAGGGGGACAUUUUAGCGCCAUUUAAGAAGGCAUCGGCGGAGCAGCAGAAGCUAUGUAUGGCUCCGUACGAAUACACUAGAUCAACGCCCGGGAAGCAGACGAUUUCAAAAUUCAUCGAAUGCCUGCGGUCUUGGCUCCACUUGCCGGAUGAUUCGGCCUCUGUCAUAGAGCACAUCACAAAUAUGAUUUUCCACUCGACCCUCAUGAUCGACGACAUUGAGGAUGACUCAAUGCUCCGUCGUGGGAAGCCAGCCGCACAUGUAGUGUUUGGUAAAGCUCAGACUGUCAAUAGCGCAACCUAUUUAUACGCGAAAGCGACUCGUGACCUAGACCAGCUACAACAGGACGCAUGCAAAGCAGCCUUUCUCGAAGAACUAGAGACGCUUGCCCUUGGGCAAGCUCUUGAUCUUCACUGGAAAUUUCAGAAGACGUGUCCGACAACGGGCGAAUAUCUUACUAUGGUCGAUAACAAAACUGGGGGGCUCUUCAGGAUGACAUUACGCCUUCUGGAGAUUGAGUCGAAGGCGGAGCCGUGCCCUGAUCUUAUGCAACUCAUAACGCUGAUGGGAAGAUACUACCAAAUCCGAGAUGACUACUUGAAUCUGACGUCAGAUGAGUAUACCGGAACAAAAGGUUACUGCGAGGAUCUCUCUGAGGGCAAAUUGUCCUUCCCUCUUAUCUAUGCUUUGCAAAAGAGUCCCGAGGCGGAUAUGCUCCGGGGGCUGUUGUUCCAUCGAGAGAAUGGCCAUGAGCUGUCGCUAGAUAUGAAGAGCUAUAUUGUCGCUGAGAUGAGAAAGGUAGGUAGUCUUGCACAUGCUCGAGAAACUGCAUUGCAGCUGUUCGAUGCAAUGAUGGGUACGUUGGAACGAGUUGAGGCUACCCUUGGUCCUAACAAAAGAUUGAAGGCAUUAUUGCUAUGGUUAAAGCUGUGA